UCGGUAGCGUCCUGUCGUGGUACCACUCCUCUACCUGUUGACAGAUCGGCGGACUGACGUGACUUAGACUUACGACACCAAAGAACUGAUGGAAAGCACAAACGGCACAGCCGGCACGACCAACACACGGGCAGAGCAAGAAUGUUAUCACCACACCACGCUCGUCGAUCUUCCAGACGAGUUAGUCCUAAACGUUGCGAGCUUUCUGGACAAGGAGUCUCAGCUCUUGCUAAGCCUCUCUUGCAAACAACUUCAUUCUCUUCUCAACACCUUCGUCGACUUGGCUAUACACGACAGAGCAACGAAAGUGCGCUUCCUUCAACGCCUUCAACUCGACCAUCCGGAAUAUCUGACAUGCCGAUCAUGCGGCUUUCUAUAUCUGUGGCGCAGAAUGCAGACCUCCCAGUACGAUUGUCCGCGUGCCAGCCAACACCAACAUGCCGACACACUGUUGUCUUACAGACGCUUGGUCCGGGCAGGUGACACUGAUUACACCUUUCUGUCACGCAACAUUGUCGACCUGAUUCUCCAGGCGUACGAGCAUGGACCUACCAACGGCUUACCUUUGUCUUUCUUCAACUCUAGCGGUAAGGAUCGCCACGGCAUUUCGCGCACCAACGAGGCUCGAUUGAUAGACGGCCAGCUUAUACUUGUCAGUCGAUUGGAGCUGGAGGGGCGAGAAGGAAUGGCAGCUAUGGCACGUUUCUUCGAUAUGGAGCUAUGCCUGCACUAUCGUUUCAAUCCUGGCAAAGACAACAUGUUCCGGGCUGUUGCGAAGGCUGUUACAGAUGUCGAAGGCUCGAAGAAAAGGAAGCCACAAAUACUAUUGAGACCGUUCAAAUGUUAUUACUGCGAAACUGACCAUAGGUUACAAGUGGACAAGGACGCUGAGAAACAGAUCACGAUUGUUCUGAAUGUUUGGAGAAACUACGGCCGACGACACUCGAACAUGCCAUCGAAUGAGCAGCACUUCCACAGAUAUCCCGUGUUCAAGCUCGAUGCCAAAUCAGUGUCGAAGAGGGAUGUGCGAGCGGUCUUUGAGUCUGCUUCGCAAUGAUUCCAUUUCUCUGCUUCAAUGAGCUUCGGGCAGCGGUCAGGUCCAACGACGGUUAGAUAGGAGUGCUGUGGUAUGGUUGUACUCCCGGGUCAACGAUGCAAAUUACUGCAAUCAUAUGUCUGUUCUGUGUGCUUUGCAUC
Messenger RNA from Exophiala viscosa, 1197 nucleotides. RefSeq lists its product as uncharacterized. The record is from RefSeq and is a predicted model, not a curated record. The transcript has a single exon. NCBI's taxonomy places the organism in Eukaryota, Fungi, Ascomycota, Eurotiomycetes, Chaetothyriales, Herpotrichiellaceae. The coding region runs from base 89 to 1057 and encodes 322 amino acids. Gene Ontology annotation, molecular function: protein binding.